Peniophora sp. CBMAI 1063 is the source of this 1227-nucleotide messenger RNA. NCBI's taxonomy places the organism in Eukaryota, Fungi, Basidiomycota, Agaricomycetes, Russulales, Peniophoraceae. The record is from the annotation of a GenBank genome assembly.
AUGCCCCACCCGCCCUCCGGCAAUCGCCGCCGUUCCAGGCCAGAGAGCCCCCGCACACCAUCCUUGGGCUCUCCCGUCGCCUCUGUUUUCUUUUCUUCAAACAGAAAGAGCUCAGACAGCUGGAACUCUAUAGCUGACGACGACUCGGAGGCUUCAUGGUCCCACGACCAAUUAAUAUUGCUUUCAAGGACAUUGGACGCCGUUCCCCAAAACGUUCUUACGCCCUAUACGGGCGCAGUCCCUCCUUCAAACCUUCUUGACAAACUCGCGCGAGGCAUCGUUCAGGCCAAAGGUCCUAACGAGUGGCCCCACUCCGUCCGCCAAACACGACAGAAGCUCGUAGAGCUCGCUCGCGGAACGACGGUCGUCCCAGCCACGAUCGACGAGAACGUAGAGUCGACGACCGCAAGCUUGCGCGACUCGACGAAUAUACAAAUGUCCCCCACUCGUUCUCGGAAACGCCCCCUCGCGCGUGCUUCCAGCAUGGACUUUAUCCAGGCCGCCAAUCUGGACAGCCAAGUCGACGCCUUUUCCAAGGCCUCUGGACGAUUGCAGGAACACAACUCUAUCUUCCCAACACCCUCCCAUCACCAUCCGCUCUCGCCGUCAACCCCAUCAUCUACAACGCUUCGGUCCAAUGGCACCUCCAACACCCGUUACUCCCGUCCCACGUCGCAGUCUUCUUCCAUCAAGACCCUGUCCUCGAUGUCUUCCACUUCAUCCUAUUCGUGCUUGCCGCCCGUUCCCAGAGGCUUCCCGCGCCGUUCCCCUCUCAAGCGCAUGUCUUCCUACUCCGCUAUGGCACCUCGCCGGGAUUCGAUUUCCGAGGAUGAAGAGGAAGUUGCACGGGCUGCCAACGCAAAGAAGGCCCGUCCGACACCGAAGCGCCCCAUGAACGCCCGCCGAAAUCCGUCCAUCCUCGGCCCGGAGUUGCCGAUGCCCACCAGUCCUAGCAAGGCUACCCCGGUCAACACGGAUACGGCAGACGCGCGCACACCGCCCCGCCGCUCGCGGGCACGGCCUGCGCCCCUCAAUAAUCCACACCCGCACUUGCGUGUGUCGAUCCCCACGCUCGAGCCGAGCCCCGCCAUCACUGCCCGUCCUUUGCGUCGCACGCCCCGGCGUAUCAGUUUCAACGCUGCGCGUCCCGCAGAGGACUCUUUACUCGAAGGAGCCAUCGCUCUACAUGGCGUCGCCGGGCUAGAGAGCGCUUUCGAGCUGCGCUAG